This is a messenger RNA of Fimicolochytrium jonesii, 2556 nucleotides long. RefSeq names its product armadillo-type protein. Bases 129 to 2471 code for a protein of 780 amino acids. Gene Ontology annotation, biological process: tRNA export from nucleus; protein phosphorylation. The record is from RefSeq and is a predicted model, not a curated record. Gene Ontology annotation, molecular function: ATP binding; protein kinase activity. Gene Ontology annotation, cellular component: cytoplasm. NCBI's taxonomy places the organism in Eukaryota, Fungi, Chytridiomycota, Chytridiomycetes, Spizellomycetales, Powellomycetaceae. The transcript has 14 exons.
UGUUCCUCCCAAGCGCUUCUGCCCCGCCCCUGUUCAGCUGUUCAAGCUGGGGUUCUCUUGCAUAACGUUGUUUCCAGUGAAGAAGGUGCCCCAAGGAUCUGAUAUCAUCUUCUGUGGAUAACCUCACAAUGUUCGAAUUCGCAAAGUCCGCUAUAUCAGGAGCGCUCACGUCGAAAGGGCCGGCUCUCCCCUUUUCAGUCGGGGAGCCCGUUCACUUUGCCCCGCUGUGGACAAUUCAUGACGGUGUCAAGAAGGAUGACCGCUCGCCCGUCAGUGUGUUCGUCUUCGACAUUCAGAGGAACAGGGAUAAACUGCCGCUAGCGAGGAACGCGCUGAAGAAGUGCCGGACGAUACGGCAUCCCGACCUAUUGAAAGUGUACGAGGGGGUGGAGACAGAAACGAAGAUCAUCAUAGGGACGGAGCACGUCACACCUCUGAAUGUGCACAAUCCGCUGAGAUCGCUGAAUCCCAAUCUGAUUGCUUGGGGACUAUAUAAAGUGGCCUGGGCAUUGAAGUUCCUGAACGGCGACUGCAAAAUGAUCCAUGGCAACUUGCGCGUGGACUCGAUAUUCACGACGAAAGCGGGAGAAUGGAAGGUCGGAGGUCUAGAUCUGCUGAGCAACCUGGAGAAGGAGGACAAUCCCGUCCUUCUAUCGUACGGCGGCCAUAUGCCAGAUUCGCAUCGUUACGCGCCUCCCGAAGUGAGGCGGUCUUCGUGGUCCGCUUGCAGAACGCUUCCGCCACAUGCAGUCGAUUCAUGGGCAUUCGGAUGUCUGGUGCAUGAGAUCUUCAAUGGUGUCUUCUCGCGACCGGAGGAUCUGGGGGCAAAAGAGAACAUCCCAUCGGAACUGUACCCGCUCUUCAAAUCUUUCCUGUCGCCUGACCCAACGGCUCGAAUGACGAUGGCCGACUUCCUGGAGAAGGGGUUAUGGAAACAGGGAUAUCUUGACAAGGAUUUCAUAUCCGUGACGCUUUUCCUGGAACAGAUUGCGAUCAAGGAUGCAUUUGAGAAAGACCAAUUCCUGAAGAAGAUCGACAUGUCCCUCGACACCUUCCCCACCGAAUUCUGCAAAUACAAGAUCCUCCCCGAACUAAUCAAAGCCCUCGAGUUCGGCGGCGCAGGCGCCAAGGCUCUCGGCCCGAUCCUCAAACUGGGCGGCAAGCUGGAACAGGAGGAGUUCGACAGUGCGGUGGUCCCUAUCAUUGUCAAGCUGUUUGCGUCGACGGACCGCGCGAUCCGUGUUAGUUUGUGUGAGGGGUUGCCGAGCUUUGUGAAUAAUCUGAAUGCGAAGAUUGUCACGGAGAAGAUCUUUCCGAACCUUGCUAUGGGGUUUAUGGAUACGAGCGCCGUAAUACGAGAGCAAACCCUGAAGUCGGUCCUCGUUGUCAUCCCGAAGCUAAGCGAAAAAAUCAUCAACAACGACUUGUUGCGAUACCUAGCCAAGCUUCAACAGGACGAGGAGCCGGGUAUCCGCACGAACACCACCAUCUGUCUAGGAAAGAUCAGCAAAAACCUGAACGAAGCGACCAAGAAGAAAGUCCUAGUCCCGGCGUUCUUGCGGAGUCUUAGCGACCCAUUCCCUCCAUCACGGACAGCUGGUCUAGCUGCAUUAGCAGCAACCAUUGAGUCGUAUACGCCGCAGGAUUCUUCGCAGCGCAUAAUACCUGCGAUAUCCUUACUCCUGCUCGACCCUGAGCGGUCUGUCCGGAAGCAGGCGUUCAACGAUAUGGAGUUGUUUGUGAAGAAGCUUGAGAAGAUUGCGGAUUCUAUGCCAGAAACCGCAACACCAGCAGCAACAGAGGCACCCGGCACCCAACCAGCCGCCGCCGGGUCAGAGGGUUGGGCCGGAUGGGCCAUGUCCGCAGUCUCCAGCAAGCUCACGGCCUCCGUCACACCCAGCGGGUCAAAUCCCGAUCUAAAAGCGGCCAGUGGGACGGGAACACCUCCAUCACAAAGUUCAAGACCGUCGGCUGCCACGCCGGCAUUGGUUCCGGAAAGUAUUAAUAGACCCGCGCCGAUGGUCAGCGCCGCUAUGGCGCCUCUUGUACCUACCGCGACCGCGACGCCGGCGUCUAAUGGGUGGGAUACUGCUACGGAUGGGUGGGGUUGGGGCGCAGAUCCGAUCCUCCCAUCCUCCACACCCCAAAAAGCACCCUCAUCCUUCGGCUUCACAGCCGCCCAACCCUUCAGCGCAUCUCAACCAAUCACGAAACCCACCGACAACUGGGCAACAUUCCCACCACCAUCAUCAUCUGUCCCAAGCCCAGGCGGGAUGGUACUCCAACCCACAAAAGCCUGGGAAACCGAUGGGUGGGGCGCAGAUGGGUGGGAUAUAGAUGCACCGGUUGCGGCGCCUGCGAUAGCGUCUCCGGCGUUGGGAGGAAAGUUUAUGACGGAGGAGGAGAAGGAGAGGCGGCGGCAGGUACGUGGGGUUUCAUGUUCAUGGUUGGAGGUUAAUCACUUAUACUGAUGUUCUUGAAGAAACUGGAAGAACAGCGCGAGGCGCGCAAAUCCAAGUUGGGUGCCCGCAAGAUUUGAGCUUAUUUACUUUGGUU